Molecule: messenger RNA, 949 nt
Organism: Propithecus coquereli (Coquerel's sifaka)
Lineage: Eukaryota; Metazoa; Chordata; Mammalia; Primates; Indriidae
Gene: URAD
Product: ureidoimidazoline (2-oxo-4-hydroxy-4-carboxy-5-) decarboxylase
Exons: 2
Coding region: 28-558 (176 amino acids)
Biological process (GO): allantoin metabolic process
Molecular function (GO): carboxy-lyase activity
Source: RefSeq, a predicted model, not a curated record
GUGGGACGUCCUGCUGCCCGCAGCUCAAUGCAAGCUAUGGACAUUGAGCAGGUCAACUCCAUGGACUUUGGAGAAUUCGUGGAUGUGUUUGGGAACGUCAUUGAGCGAUGUCCUCUGAUUGCAGCUGCUGUUUGGUCCCAGCGGCCAUUCUCAGACGUGGAAGAUUUAGAGAAGCACUUUUUUGCCUUUAUUGACGCUCUGCCACAGUCAGGCCAGGAGGGCAUCUUGCGCUGCCACCCGGACCUGGCGGGCCGCGAGCUGCAGCGGGGCACGCUCACGGCCGAGUCGCAGCGGGAACAGAGCGGCGCGGGCCUGACGAGCCUGGGCGCGGAAGAGCGGCUCCAGCUGGCCGAGCUCAACGCGCAGUACCGCGCGCGCUUCGGCUUCCCCUUCGUGCUCGCCGCGCGCCUAAGCGGCCGGGCUGCGGUGCCGCGCGAGCUGGCGCGCCGGCUGCACUGCCCGCCGGCACAGGAGCUGCGCACCGCCCUCGGCGAGGUGAAGAAGAUCGGCCGCCUGCGCCUCGCCGACCUCCUCGGCGCCGACCGCGCCAGGCCGUAGCUGCCACGCAGGCCGGGGAGCCGGGACGAACGGCGGGACGAGCGCCGGCCCGGGCCUGGAGCUGUGCGUCCUGGGCGGGAGGCUGACUCAGGCCUGGAGCCAGCGUCCACACACGCGCACGAAGGAAGUGGAGAAUUGAGGCAAUCAUACGAGUAAUGAGCCCUUUUGUCCACUCGCCCACACGCGCACGCGUUGCCGAAAUAUCUGUAUCGUUUAGUGCUUUGCCCCGAUUAAUCCAGCUCACUGCUUCAAUUCUUCACUCCCUUUGCUGCCUGUUGACACCACCAGCCUUUGUGGAUUUCAAAGCGCUUAUGCAGCUCUUGUUGCCUCCCCACCUUCUCCUGCUAAGCCUGAGCUGCAAAGCAAAAUGGACGGAAAAGGAAUCAUUUAU